Messenger RNA from Protopolystoma xenopodis, 229 nucleotides. The record is from the annotation of a GenBank genome assembly. NCBI's taxonomy places the organism in Eukaryota, Metazoa, Platyhelminthes, Monogenea, Polystomatidea, Polystomatidae.
UUAAUAAGCGUGAAAGGUGAAGGUGAGGUAGAUGACGAUGAGGAGAGAGAAGAAGAAAUUGAAGCGGAGGAAGAUGAGGAGGGGGUUGGAGGCGCAGUCGCCUGGCCCUCAUCAGAAAGACACUGCUCAGGCGACAUCGAGAGCGGUAUUGAUGGAGUCAUUUCGGCAGCUGCAAAAUCGGAAGAAAAAUCAUCGCAAAAAGCGGAGUUCUGGUGGGCUUGAGUAUUAA